GUGAAAAAAAUAUCUUUCCACAACCUUUUUUAAAUAAAAUAUAUUAAAAUCCAAAUCCAUCUGUAGGUAUUUUAAAACAACCCUUGCCUAAUUAUUUUAUUUCCAGAUCACAGCCUUUACCAGAUGACUCUUCAGGUAAAAGUGGAGCAAAGUUCUAUCUUAGCUACGACAGAAUUUUCAUAAUCAAAACCCUGACUUCCGAAGAAGUGGAAAGAAUGCAUUCUUUUUUGAAACAUUAUCACCCUUAUAUUGUGGAAAGACAUGGUAAAACUCUUCUUCCACAAUACCUAGGGAUGUAUCGACUAACUGUUGAUAAUGUGGAACAUUACAUCGUCGUAAGUAGGAAUGUUUUCUCAAACCAUCUCAGCACACACAGAAAAUUCGAUCUGAAAGGAUCUACGGUAGACAGAGAAGCCUCAGAAAAAGAAAAAGAAAAAGAACUACCUACUUUGAAAGAUAAUGAUUUUGUUAAUGAGCAAAUGAAGGUAUCUAUUGGAGAAGAAGCGAAGUCCAAACUAAUGGAAACAUUAACUGCAGAUGUUGAUUUCUUGACAAAAUUACAUUUGAUGGAUUAUAGUCUUCUAUUGGGCAUUCAUGAGGUUGAAAGAGGAGAACAAGAACUUCAGAGGCAGAGAGAGCUUGAAGCUGAAAACCCCCAAGAGUCCGAUGAGAGUGAAUCUGGCUCUGGGUUGGAAAACAGGGCAAUGGGUGUCACCACCCCUCCAGAUUCGCCUAAUGUAGUUGGCCAACUCCUUCGAGAGCACAGCUUGCAAUACGAAGGUAAAUUCAACAAAAUUUACCAGUAUUUAGAAGUAGUAACAGGCGGCAUAAUACCAGAUCUCGACAUAUAUGCCAUCCCGAGCUCUGAGACAGCCCCAGUUAACGAAAUCUAUUUUAUAGCCAUUAUCGAUGUGUUAACCCAUUAUGGAGUUAAGAAGCAAGCUGCUAAGGCUGCUAAAACUGUCAAAUAUGGUUCAAAUGUAGAUGGUAUUAGUACAUGCGAUCCAGAUCAGUAUGCUCGACGUUUCAUUGAUUUCAUGUCAAAAGCCAUUGAAUGAAAAAAUGUGUGACUAUAUCUCUGGCAGAGGUUACAAUUCGCACAUUAAAGACUGGGUUACAUUUUAUUGCUUAAAUUGAAAAUCAAUCUCUUCGUGUUUCGCAAACACACUGAUUGCUUUUCUGGAAUCGUUUAUUAUCUACUUCUGAACAAUAGUGUGAAUUCUAGUCUAUUAAAAAAUAAAUUACUACUUAUGAAGCCUGAAACUUUUUUCUGAUAUUGGAGAUUGUCAACAAAAUAUUAGUUGAUGAUUCAUGCAGCAGGCCACUGGUUGUUUCUACAGUUUUCUUACUAUAUGAAAGUAAUAUCAAUCUAGAACAGUCAUUUGUAGAAGUUUCAUGUUAGGGAAUAUUCUUUGAUUGCAAAAAUGAUAUUUGAAAUACGAAUAUCAAUUAAAUAUAUAAUCACAGUCUGCCAUUCAAUUGUAAAUCAAGUGAAUAGAAUGCAAGUUAAAAAAGAGAAAAGAAUAAAUAUUUCUAAUAGAAACCAUUGAAAAUGUUAUAAUAAUUAUUUUUGUUUGCCAUUUACCAUUGUGUUAAAUGAUAUCAGACAUGGUAGAAUAAUUUUUUGCAAAACCAGCCAAAAAAUUGAAUUUUCUAUUCUUUUUCAAUAUUGUAUUAGUGGUUUAUUACUGUAAUUAUUCUUAUAUCUAUAAGUUCAUUGUGGCACAUUGUCAACAAAAUAUCAUCAUGAAACAGAGCUUGGAUUCAUUACAUUUUUGCAGUCUUCACAAAUACCAAGAGAACAUCAAAAAUUAUUUUGAAUAAUUCAAAUUUCUAAUUCAUUGUAAUUUAAAAUACAAACAGAACCAAAAAUCUAUAUUUCUUUUAAAUGUUCUGAAUUGAAACUAUUUCAAAUAUAUUGUAUAUAUGAUAUGAUAGGGUGUCUAAGGUAUGUAUAUAAAUUAUGAUGAGUUUAUUAUUUUAGUAAUAAACGUAUUAUAUUUCAUUAAUAUAUCUGUUACUAAUAACUUCCAAAUAGGAUAUUUGAUAUUAAAUAUGGAUUAUGUAUUUUUUUA
Leptinotarsa decemlineata (Colorado potato beetle) is the source of this 2075-nucleotide messenger RNA. It is a transcript of the gene PIP4K, whose product is annotated as Phosphatidylinositol 5-phosphate 4-kinase. The record is from RefSeq and is a predicted model, not a curated record. Gene Ontology annotation, biological process: phosphatidylinositol phosphate biosynthetic process. Lineage: Eukaryota; Metazoa; Arthropoda; Insecta; Coleoptera; Chrysomelidae. Gene Ontology annotation, molecular function: 1-phosphatidylinositol-4-phosphate 5-kinase activity; 1-phosphatidylinositol-5-phosphate 4-kinase activity. Gene Ontology annotation, cellular component: plasma membrane.